CAAACCUGCCACAAGCUGACUGCCUUCGCAGCUCUACUGAACUUGGCGCACACUGCAGCUCUCCUAUUCUAGGAGGAGGAGGAAGAAAGAAACCGUGCACAUCUCUGUGGGAGACCUCCAAACGAGACCUGCCCUCAGUCUUAGAGUGGCGCUGAUAUACAAACACAUUCACACAGCCCAUUCACUCACACACACACAAACUGCUCACAUAGACGCACACACACACACACACACACACACACACACACACACACACACACACACACAUCCACACGCGCAGGAGCAAACAGUAUCUCUCCCUUUCUCUCUGUCGAGCUCACCCACCCUCCCUCAACCUCCCUUCCACACACACACACACACACACACACACACACACACACACACAUACACACAUACACACAUACACACACUUUCUUACACAUUCACACACACACACUCACACACACACACACACACCACUACAGUAUAUCAGCUCACGACUAGAGGAGAGACGGAGGGGAGAGCAGAAAUGAAUGUGAAGAUCCUGACGCUGGUGAUUGUGCUGGUGCUUUCUCUGCUGUGUUCAGCCUGUGCUGGUCCAGUGACCUCCACCGAGCAUAGCAAGGAGCUGGAGGAGGAGGGUAACAUGAAGACUCCUGUGCGUCAGAACCCUGCCCGAGCUGGCCGGAACCAAAGACCCCCUGGCUGGAGGAGGAGGCGCCCUCGACCUCGCCUGUCCCACAAGGGGCCCAUGCCAUUUUAGAUCAAGGCACUGCUUCAAGCGCCCACCCCUUUGGUUCUGAUUUCAAUGCUCUUCCUUUGUCUUAGGGAGGGCCCUGUAACAAGGGGUCUUUCCAGCCCAGCCUGAAGAGUGAUGUCCAUAGCACCUGCUGGUUCUUCAAGAAACUCUUCUUCUGUCCACAAAAUACCAGGACAAGCCACUCAUCCUCAGCUCCAUGAAGAAUUGUGGGCCAGGAAUGGGGUGGGGGAUAUAGAGCUCGAGCUAUCAGAUUUUAUCUCUGUCUGUCCAUCUCUCUCUCUCUUUCUCUCUCCUCCAGUGUUUUUUCCUCAUUCACUUUCUGAAGCCCUUUGACUGCCACACUUUGCAUGAUGUGUGAGCACUGAGAAGCCUGGUCCAAAACAAUCUUCAUGCAAAAGUGUCAGGUUUUUUUUCUUCGAGGUGUGCUACCCCAUUCUCUGCUGUGUAAAGAUGCCCUUUUGUUCCAGUGCUGUGUUGUGGCAAAUUCUGGUGUAAACACAAUGUGAUAUGGGAAGGAAGUGACAGGGAUAUGAAGGAAAGGCACUAUUAAAAACACCAUCUCUUUAUUCAUUUCCAUCUUCAGACAAAGGUAACCAGUUCAUUUUACCUUAUGUCUGAAAAAAGUAGCUACAACACACUAUUUUAUCUGAUUUUAGCUACCACUGCUGAUUAUAAUAAUUACCUCUAAACUUUGUUGCAUUUUCUUUGCAUUAUCUAUCAAGACUAUCAUCAGGUGUCGAGUAAACAAAAAAAAAAAAACAACUAUGAUAUAUGGAUGACUGCAUUUUAUCUUUUUUUUUAUUUAUUUAUUUUUUUAUCAUUUACACAACUUUUAAGGAUUAUUCCUCCUAAAGGUUUUGCUAUCCAGAGCGUAUUAUGCAUUAUCCUAUAGAUACCCAACAUUGCAAUGUUUAAACCACAGUGUCUCUUUAUAGGAUUGCACUACUCUACUAACCAUGUGUCAUGUCUGUCAUCCUCCCCCACUCUUCACCUCCACCACAGCAGACAUACAUGACUGUUAACUGGCUGGGACAAGCCAGCCUGCUCAGCAAACCACCUCUCCUUUUUAAUGAAGUGCCAAAUAGGAAAUCUAUAAUGCGAUGCUGCCAUGAGAAUGAAAAAAAAGAGAGAAACAAACCUUACCUCUUAUUUAAGUUUUGAAACACCUAAGCAUAUGUAUGUAUAACACCAUAUUUGUUCUGACAUCCAACUUAUAAAAACGGUAGCAAAAAAGCAUAGUUAAAAAACCAAAUCAGACCAAAAAUCUUUCAAAUCAGACACUUCUUGAAAAUAUAAUAGUCUGUUUUUUUUUCAUAACAACCAGUAGUGCUCUCUUCUCUGACUGCUGUGCUAAAGGCUGAAUUGCCCCCUAAGACAGAGAUAUUUGAUUGACACAAUAAUAUGCCUUUAUUUUUUUCACCAUUAGUGGAACUUAUUACUUUUUUAAUGUUUUUGAUUAUGUCUUUGGUUCAAAUUUUUUUUUUCUCAGGGUGCUGUGAGAAAUGCCUGUACUGGAAUUGUCUAUAUUUUGUGCAUUUAUUUAAGAAACACACAUACAAACAUGCUUACACAUGCACUGUUCAGUACAGAGAACAACAUAUCUAUGUUAUAUUAUAUAAAUG
Molecule: messenger RNA, 2361 nt
Organism: Silurus meridionalis
Lineage: Eukaryota; Metazoa; Chordata; Actinopteri; Siluriformes; Siluridae
Gene: apln
Product: apelin
Exons: 3
Coding region: 509-742 (77 amino acids)
Biological process (GO): signal transduction
Molecular function (GO): apelin receptor binding; hormone activity
Source: RefSeq, a predicted model, not a curated record